This is a messenger RNA of Ylistrum balloti, 6194 nucleotides long. Its product is annotated as phosphoinositide 3-kinase regulatory subunit 4-like. Gene Ontology annotation, molecular function: ATP binding; protein binding; protein serine/threonine kinase activity. Gene Ontology annotation, biological process: protein phosphorylation; late endosome to vacuole transport; autophagy of peroxisome. Bases 357 to 4409 code for a protein of 1350 amino acids. The transcript is spliced from 33 exons. Gene Ontology annotation, cellular component: late endosome; nucleus-vacuole junction; phosphatidylinositol 3-kinase complex, class III, type II. The record is from RefSeq and is a predicted model, not a curated record. Lineage: Eukaryota; Metazoa; Mollusca; Bivalvia; Pectinida; Pectinidae.
UGUAAGGGUCCUUAGACCUAACUGACUAUGUGUCUGAAUGCAUGCAGAUUAUGUUCGUUCCACCUAGAUCUGUUGUCUGCUAGCUAUGAUAGAGUAAGAAGAUUUGUUCAAUGGGAUGGAUUCUUGAUGAUAAUACUACUUGUAAACAAUAGGACAAACCCUGUCAGAAAACAAUCUGUGUUUUGAGAGAUUGCCAUUGUGGUAUUUGUAUCAUUUCAGUAACUAACAAAAUUAGUUUUUUUUAUUUCUGUUGCAGACAAACUGUGUACCACAUUGUUUAACUUAAGCUGAUCAAUUUGAUUUGUAUGGGUACCAGAAAGAUGAACAGAAAUUUCGUUUUGGUCUGACAAGUUUUUAUGUAUGAUUGUGUGCAACAGAGGAAUUUAUUUCAAGAUUUUGGCAAAGGAUUCUCAUCCUUACGCUGUCUUGGGAGCACCAGAUUUUUUAAAGUAGCCAGAACUAAUACAAAGGAAGGUUUAGCUGUGGUGAAAGUGUUCGUCAUACAUGAUCCGUCAUUACCAUUGGCAGAACACAGAACCAAGUUAGAGGAUAUUCGCCUUCGACUCCAUGGGACAUCAAACUGCUUGCCAUUCCAAAAAGAUGUGCAAUCAGACAAAGCAGCCCUGUUGUUUCGUCAGUACAUCAAAGACAGUCUGUAUGACCGUAUCAGCACCAGGCCAUUCCUGAACACAGUGGAGAAAAAAUGGCUAGCCUUUCAGUUGUUAUGUGCCCUGAACCAAUGCCACAAACUAAAGGUGUGUCAUGGAGACAUAAAGGCGGAGAAUGUGAUGGUGACGGGAUGGAACUGGUUAUUACUUACAGACUUUGCCAGUUUUAAACCAACUUACUUACCUGAGGAUAAUCCAUCUGACUUUUCAUAUUUCUUCGAUACAUCUCGGAGACGGACCUGUUACAUUGCUCCAGAAAGGUUUGUGGAGGGUGGUCUGAAGAAUUUGGAGAGUGGAGGUCAAACUGGUAACCUUGACCUUACCUCUACUAGUGAGGUCAAGGCCGGUGAGCUUACCCCAGCCAUGGACUUAUUUUCAGCAGGAUGUGUUAUAACAGAGCUGUUCACAGAAGGUACGGCCCCAUUUGAUCUGUCACAGCUAUUGUCCUAUAGACAUGGCGAGUACAGUCCUUGGAAAGUCCUGGAGAAGAUAGAAGACACAAGUAUCAGGGACCUGGUGCGACACAUGAUAAAAAAGAACCCUGCACAUCGAAUGUCUGCAGAGGAGUAUCUGAUCCAGCAGAGGGGCAAGGCAUUUCCUGAAUAUUUCUAUACAUUCCUUAAAUUAUAUGUACAGAGAUUUGCCACAGCACCUAUACUCCCACCUGACGAUCGUAUUAACAGAUUGAAGCGAGAUUAUGAGCUAAUUUUGAAGAGCCUUUGUUUGGAUGAGAAGGAUCCGGACCAAAACACAGGACUUGUUCUCAUCAUAUGCCUCCUUGGCUCCAGUGCUCGGAAAUUACAUUUUUGCAGUUCCAAGUUAAUUGCUCUAGAACUGUUGCUGAAGUUUUCCAAGUUCCUUACACCAGAUGUCAUACUAGAUAGGAUCAUUCCAUAUAUGCUGUUUUUCACAAAUGACCGCUCAGCCAGAGUUAGAGCAGAAACCAUCCGUGCUAUUACACAGUGCCUAGUUGGCAUCAAAUCUGUCCCUCGAAGUGAUGCCAAUGUUUUUCCAGAAUAUAUUUUCCCUAAUUUGACACAUCUGACUCAAGACCCUGCCACCAUGGUGAGAGCUACAUAUGCAGAAAACAUUGCCCAGCUGGCGGAGACUGCUUUAGGUGUUCUGGAGAUGAUGCAGCUUCAGGAACUCGAAGAAAGUGUUGAGAAUGAGAAUGUAGAUUCUGAAGGUGGCCUCUGUCAGGCCAGCUAUGACAUGGAGCUGCUGUCACUACAGGAGACCAUACAACAAAAAGUCGUUAUGUUACUCAGUGACUCGGACAACGUGGUAAAGCAGGCUCUCUUGGAAAAUGGAAUCACCAGACUUUGUGUGUUCUUUGGCAGACAGAGAGCUAAUGAUGUCCUAUUGUCACAUAUGAUCACUUUUCUCAAUGACAAGACUGACUGGCAUCUUCGUGGAUCUUUCUUUGGUAACAUAGUGGGCGUGGCAGCCUAUGUUGGCUGGCAGAGUUCAUCCAUCCUCAAACCUUUACUGGAACAGGGCCUGAGUGACCCAGAAGAGUUUGUGGUACAUAAAACUCUGGGUGCCUUGAAGUCUUUGACAGAACUGGGGCUGAUACAGAAGACUAUGCUACAGGAGUUUCUACAUGAGAUAGUGCCCUUCCUGGCUCACCCUGGUAUCUGGAUCCGCCAGGGAGCUGUUGGUUUUAUCUCUGCUCUAUCUAAGACAUUUAACAUUGCGGACAACCACUGUAAGCUACUGCCCAGUCUCCAGCCAUUCCUUAAUCAACCUAUUUUACAAGUCGACAAGGAGAUGUAUCUAUUGAAUGCUUUGUCCGAUCCAGUACCCAGACCUGUGUUUGACUAUGUGAUGAGGUCCAACACUCUGGACCGCCUGUUUGACAUGCUUCAGAAGAGACAGUAUAUGAGGAGACACGGACAUAAGCUGUCCUAUCCUGAACUCGACGAAACCAUGUCACUGAUUUUCAGGAAGCUGAUAUCAUUUGGUAUGACUGAAGCACACGAAGACAAAAUAUUUGCUAUGAAGGAGUACAUCUUGAAGCUACACAGAGCCAGAGCUGGAUCAUCAGAAAACAACAGCUCCAGCGAGUCUAAUGACACCUACAAAUCAGGAAUGUUAUCUAUAGUGGGUAUGGGGCGGAGUAUCACCCGCAGACAUGCCGAUUUACUGAAACCUAAGGAAAACAAGGGAGAUAAUCCUGCAACACCACCAAGAAGGAAGAAAAAAAUUCCACCAGUGGAACCAUCUGUCUCAAUGAAUGCUGAAUGGAAAAGCAUGUUUGGAUCAAAUGAUUCUGCAACAUCACUAGGAUCAUCUCCUAAAUUGAAAUCAUCAGUGAAGUCAGAGACCCCAGACAAGCGUUCUGUACUCACAGCAAGUGGUAUCAGCCAAUCGUCUUCAUCCUCUUCAGGCAGUUUUGUUACGAUGUCACCAGGACAGGUGAUUCUCUCAGACUCAUCCAAAUCGAAUGUGUCACAAAACCCAGAGAAAAGCUCAUACACAAGAUACCAUCCAUGUAAAUUGGACCUACGCAAUUUGGUCCACAAGCGACGGGACCAGUACUCCGCAGAUGUACUUACAAAAGACCUGCUGGAGAACAUCGCCUGGGAGAGUCGACCCCCACCCAGUAAUUGGAAACCCAAGGGUCUUCUAGUCGCUCAUAUGCAUGAACACAGAGCAGCAAUAAACAGAAUCCAAGUGUCACAUGAUCACCUAUAUUUUGCGACCGGAUCAAAUGAUGGCAACGUUAAGAUCUGGGAAUGUGAGAAACUGGAGGGCAAAAGUGUGGCAAACAGAUCUAAACAAACGCUUAACAAACAAGGUGGUCACAUUAAGAGUUUGGUGUUCUGUGAGGGCUCCUUGUCACUCGCAUCUGCCUCGGACAAUGGGACUAUAUACAUCUAUAGAAUUGAGACUGGAAAAGCAAAUAUGAUCAGUGACAUACCGGUCAGCAAGGAGGAUUACGGACAAGUGGUGGACAUCACUCACUUUGAUACUGGUGCACAGUCUGUGUUAGCUUAUGCCACUGUGAAUGGCUACCUGGUAGGAUUGGACCUCCGUUGUAAUGAGGAGGUGUGGCGACUGAAGAAUGAUCCAAAAACAGGUUUGAUUUCAUCGUUUGCGGUACACCACUCUCAAUGCUGGUUGGCUGUAGGGACCAGUAGCGGUACACAUGUUUGUUGGGAUCUCAGGUUUCAGCUUCCCAUAACUUCCAUCACUCACCCUACUGGGGCCCGCGUCCGCAAACUCAUUGUCCAUCCAAAGGAACAAUCCUGGAUCAUAUCAGCCACUCAGGGUAACAACGAGGUGUCUAUGUGGGAUGUUGAGACCGGCGCCCGACAGAAAGCUUUGUGGGCCAGUACGGCCCCUCCUCUUUCUCAGAACCAGACUAGUAGCCAUUCUAUCUACGGUAUGCACAUGGCUGUGACAGACAACAAUGUAUUCAUGCUGACUGGAGGUUCAGACAUGAGAGCGCGCUUCUGGGACAUCACAUACCCAGCCAACUCAUUCAUACUAGCAUCAGCAGCAAAUGAUAGCCAGCACACUGGGGCCAGCUACAGGUCAAGGUUGAUAGACGGCACUGAGGUCAUACAGGAAACCUACACCAAGAAGCAGGUGAGCAACGAUGACAUUCCUCGGCGUGGCCCGGAAGCUCCCUCUCAAGGCCAUCAUGACAUCAUCAGUGACAUAAAUCUGUGUCAGACAUCACAAUGUCUUGUCAUCACAGCAUCACGUGAUGGUGUAGUGAAAGUGUGGAAGUAAAGAAACAAUGGCUGUAACAUGUCAAAAUCCGGAAAUGAGGAUAAUCAGUGGUCGUCAUUAUGUUACUAACAAGUCAUCAAGGUGAACAAGCCUUGUAUUAUAACAAUUGUACUCCUCAAAGUCUAAAAUGUUGAACAAGUGCUGGAUCCCAAAAAAAAUUAAAUGAUUUCACCAGAUAAUGAUGCUUUUCAAAAGUGCUAUAAGUUUGUUCUGUUCGUGGAUAAGGCCUGAAGGUUUUGUGCAAUAGAAAAUAAGUUCACUGCGUUAUACAAUGAUUAGAAUUUGAACCUCCUUUCAGUACGUACUUAUCCUUGUGGUUAGGAGAAAAUGGAUUAACAUGAAGUGCUCAUUGAUGAUUCACAUGUUCGUUUUUGUGUCUGAGUGUGAUUUUUAACUGUUGAUAUGACAGUUGUGAGUAUAACUCAUGUGGGGAUUUAGAAACCUGGUCCAAGUCUCAAGCCGGGAUUUGAAUAUUAAGAAUGUCAUUCACUGUCUAAUAUUAGUCAUAGUUUUAUUUUUUUGUUUUUUGAACAGAUGUCAUGAUAAUUUGAUCAUAAAACUUAAAAAAAAAAGAAAUGCUUAAUAUCAUGUUAUAAGUUAAAAAAGACCAAAUAUUUGCCUUCAUGAAUGAUGAUGUUAUUUUGAAUAGUUUUGUUUGAACAUUCAUGAUUUCAUGAAUUCCAUCUCACAGGGGUUAGACUAGAAAUACCAAAGCUAUAUUGAUCAUUACGACAUCAUACUUAUAUCUUCAAAGCAAAUUUCUUCAUGAUCACACUCUUGUUUAAAUCUGACAUUUACAUUUAACAAUUAAAAGGAUUGGAAAUGUCAUUAAAGACAUUGAACAGUGAUAAAAGUCAUUAAAAAUGUCAUGUGAUGUUUGUUUGGUUUACCUGUUUAAUGUCUUAUCUCACCAAUACACAUCAGUAGUCUACAUACUUGAGAGAGGUAGCCUUGUCCUCUUAUCCAGGACAGGUAUGUCCAUGUUUUUACGGGUGAGAUUUCUUUAUCUCAUAAGGUUGAGACGGGGAGAUUCCUCUUUCAUAUCUAUCAUAAUAUGACAUCACAUUUACAAUGGGAAGUAUUUGGACAACAAAAUCACAUGCCUAAGAAGACUGGCAGGGUUAGAGAAAAAUAACCAUUCACCCCCAUGUUGGUAAAAUAGAUCUGAACCCAUUGGAAAAGAUUAUUAAGUUACAAACAAUCAGGAAAGCUUGUAUUUGCUAAGGUAAUCAUUUUUCUGAUUGGUCUGAGAUUACCUAUCUCACCUGCAAAGCAGUGAAAAAAUCUGUUACCAAGGUAAUACCCACCUCUGGCAAGUCUUUUGCCUUGACCAUCCUGUACAUUGUCAGAGCUGGGCCGGGUGGCUGGAACAGACUGGUGUACAAGAGCUGGGCCAGGUGUCUGGAACAGACUGGUGUACAGCAUAACUCGUAGUGUUCCCCAGAUUCUGUCAAGGUAGUCAUCAUUGGUCCAUUGUUGUUGCUCCAAUGUCAAUGUGCCACGUAAUGAUAGUGUAAUGGUUAAUUCGUGUGAGAGUAGUGUAUAGCAUUGUCCUUAAGGUGCUUUAUUGUGAUUCAAAGCUUCAGACAAAAGUAUCAGAAUGUGCUACACAUUUAGUGAGGAAGAAUGCUUCUUUGAAAGUGUUGGAGUGAUGAACUUGUCUAAAAAAAACCUGAAUGUAUGAUGAAGUAAUGAUAUUGUGAUUUUAAUUAUAAGAUAUAUUUGUUGGUAUUCAGAAACUGAAUGAUGAAAAUGAUAGUGCAUUGCAUGACUAAAUAAAGUAUU